Molecule: messenger RNA, 966 nt
Organism: Amorphotheca resinae ATCC 22711
Lineage: Eukaryota; Fungi; Ascomycota; Leotiomycetes; Helotiales; Amorphothecaceae
Exons: 1
Coding region: 419-859 (146 amino acids)
Source: RefSeq, a predicted model, not a curated record
GUUAACGGCAAAGUGCCAAACAUCGUGAAGAAACCAGCGCAAGACUUUUCGCUGUGAGUCGUUGCGGAGGGGAACCCAGCUUAGACACAAUGGUGAGCUCUCUUUUGACCCCGUAUAUAAUAAUAAUCGCUGGCCACUCUAUCCUCUCCUUGCUUCCAUCAUCUACUACUCCACUACUACAUUACAUUCCAUUCCAUUCACUCAAGUCAUUGUGUGAACAUACCAAUCAUACCAUCAUCUCCAUUUCAUCAUCACCCAAUCUACAUACAGACAGACGACGACUGUUCUUUCAAUAAAUCAGCCUCUGUCUCUUUCUCUUUGUUCUACGUCACACACAUAUCAGAGACGAGGUACACAACCUAUCCAGUUCUCUACAACACCUCAAAUACCUCAAUCUCUCCCACACACGAAUACUCAAAUGCCAUUCCAAUACACCAUCACUGAGCCACACCCCACCGCCCGCAACUACAUCCACUCCGGCCGUGGUGGCGCCGGCAACACCUUCAGGGCCCCCAAGUCCAGCACCGGCCGCACAACACAGGCACCCGCAUCCCUCUUCGAAGCUGGUCUCCCCGAUACGAGCAUCAAGUUCAGCAGCGGGAGAGGCGGCGCUGGCAACAUCCACCUCAACGCCGAGAAGAAGGCCUUCUCCUUCGAUGAGGAACUAGAACGGCAACGCACCCGCGAGCAGAAGAUGAGGGACGGGGCUAUCUGCCACGUUGGUCGGGGAGGAGCUGGCAACUGGACCUCAACACAAGCCGGGUCUUCACGCAAGUACUCGACAUGCUCGACAGACUCCGAUGCCAGCAAUCGGAGUGGGUUCUUCAAUCGUCUCAGUCAGACAUUUUCGCGCUCUUGAACGAUCGGUUCCACUCCUCGAAACAUACAUAAUAAUCUCCUCUUCAGCGACUAUGUGUUCCUAUCUCGGUUUUCAGCAUGACAGGCGUCCGAGGCAAGCGGGCUGCU